AUUACGUGCAAAGUUCAGUCUUCCUCAAAACAUACUACACAGUAGAUUAACAUGGAGGAAAGUUACCUAUUUUUAGGGCUAUGUACCUUUACUAUAGUCAAGUUUUGCAGUAUUUUGAUGGUAAACAAGAACAGAAUUAGAAAUGCCCCAAUCGUUGGGACACUUGCUGGAAUUUUUAUCUACCCAAUUAAAUCUUGCAAAGGGAUCAAGGUAGAGGAAGCAGAAUGUACAUGGGAAGGCUUGAAAUGCUUUGAAGCCAAGGACAGACACUGGAUGAUAAUAAACAAUGAUAACAGAAUGAUAACAGCCAGAGAUGAGCCAACCUUGCUACUUAUUAAUCCCAGUUUCCAUGGCAACAUGAUGCAUCUCGAUGCCCCUGGUAUGCCUACAGUGAAAGUGCCUACUGAACCUAACAUAGAGGGUGCCUUAGUUUACACAGUAAAGGUAUUUGGGCAUGUGAACAAGGGCAUGGACUGUGGACAAGAGGUGUCUGAUUGGCUAAGUGAAUACCUGAAGAGGCCUGGCACAAAACUUAUAUACCAACAUCCUAAAUUAGAACUACCCGAUGUCGCAGAUGAAAAUGCAAGAACAUCUGAUAAGGUUGCUUACGGAGAUGAAGUGACCUACAGUAUGCUCUCGGAAGCCUCUGUCAAUGACCUAAAUAGCAGACUUGAUGGAAAACAAGUAACAGUUAAUUCCUUUAGACCCAACUUGUAUGUGAAAGGUUGCAACGCAUUUGAUGAGGAUACUUGGGAAUAUUCAUAUAUUGAAGAUGCUUCACUUUGGAAGAUGAAACAAACUGCAAGAUGUGUAUUAACUACAAUAGACACUGAGAAAGGCGAAAGAGAUGAGAACCAACAACCACUGAAAACACUGAAAAGUUAUCGUCCAAAGGCUGGAGAAAGUCCCUGCUUUGGUAUAUCUCUGUCCCCAGACAACCCUGGUGUAAUUAAAGUUGGAGACAACAUAAGGGCCUGGGUCUGAACCUUGUUAUUUGGACUGUGAUAUCAUAAAGGAACAAAAAAACUCUAUUGAGAUGGUCACUUUACAAGAGAUAUGGCUUCACUACAUCUAUUACACUCCGAACAUGCUACAUUAUAUUUAAAAGGAAUGCCUUCGGCAUAUUGUUCCAAUUAGGAAGUGCUCCACCUACAGUCUUUUACAUUAAGUAAUUAGAUUAUCAAAUUGCUAUACCAUGUGAAUUAAUAUUUGAAUCUGAACUUAAAUAAUCUUUGAAAUCUAUCAACAAGUCCACAAACACUC
Molecule: messenger RNA, 1263 nt
Organism: Owenia fusiformis
Lineage: Eukaryota; Metazoa; Annelida; Polychaeta; Sabellida; Oweniidae
Source: the annotation of a GenBank genome assembly